This is a messenger RNA of Meloidogyne enterolobii, 2029 nucleotides long. NCBI's taxonomy places the organism in Eukaryota, Metazoa, Nematoda, Chromadorea, Rhabditida, Meloidogynidae. The record is from the annotation of a GenBank genome assembly.
AAUGUUUGUGCCUGCAGCCAGCCGUUCAGCUGCAUUUUUUAAUGCCAAAAGGCGCCGUUCUUCUAAUAAUUGCGGUCCUAAUUCUUCAAAACCUAAACGUGGCACAGCAAUUCUUAUCUCUUCAGCAUUAAGUAAUGGUGGCACUCUAACAUCAACGACAACAUCGAUGGUUGGGGGUGGAAGUAAAAAUGCAAUUGCUUAUUUAAAAGGGAAAAAACAACAAAAAAGUAAAUGGAGAGGAGCAGGGGGAAACAAUGAAGGCGUGAAAUCAUCCCCUUCAAUUGCCGGCGUUUCUUCUGUUAAUACUUUAUUGUUAAAUAAAAGGCAUCCUAUUAAACAAAAAAGAAGGUUAUCUCAACACAGAUUAAGCUUUGGAAUGAAUGGAUUAAAUGAAGAUAAUGUUAGGGAAUUGCAAGGCAAUCAAACACCAAUAGACUUCCCUUCCAUAGUUUUACAAUUAACUUCAGCCGGUAAAAAAGAGAAUCGUUGCGAUAGUAUCGUAACAAAUACAAGUAUUAUCUCCCAUUCACAACUUCCUUUUGGCCGAUCACUGGCCUCUACAAUUACAACAACGGCGGAACCUUUUGAAGCUGUUGCCAGUUGGGGGGCUAGAAGGAGGUAUUUUAAAUCAGUUAUGUCCUGGUUUUAAGAAAUUCCGUCAAAUCCAAAAAAAAUCCGAAGGAUCCUGGUCGGUUCUGCGGUUCAUAUUCCCGAUCGUUUUCAAAUUUCUAUUCACAUUUCCUGAAACCACCGGAACAAGUACAAUGCUUUUUUAAAUAAAAAUCGAAAUUUCGAAGCACUAUUUAUCUACAUACCUAUUAUUUCUUCUCUUAAUUUUAAUUUAUUUUUUAUUUAAAAUUCUCUUCAAAUAAAAAAAACCUUUUUAUUUAUUUAUUUACUAAUUUUAUUUAUUUUAAGUAAAUUAAGCUUUGUUGCUUAUUUUCUUUUUUUUGUACUGAAUUCUGGCGCUAGGACGACCCAAAUCCGAUUAGCACUUUUCCCCCAAAAAAUUUUUUAUUUUAUUUUUUAUUAUUUGCCUCUUUCAAUUGCUUCCUUUUUUUCUUUUUGGCUUUUCACUAAAUUUUUAUUUAAAAAUAUAUUUUUAUUUAUUUAACAUUUUUUAAUUAAAAAUUGUAGCUAAAAUAUAUUUUAUUUUAAAUUUUUUGGAAUGGAUGCUCUAAUUAAAGCCCGGCUCUAUUAUAAGCCUAUAUAUAAUAUACAUUCAUCUUAAUCCACCCAAAUCCCUCCACAUCUUAAUUACUCAAAAUCAGCCGAUAUUUCGAACUAAUUGUGAUAUAAAAAGGUUCCCCUAAAGAUUAACUAGAAACUAGUAUGGUCUUCAAUCUUGACUAAAUAUACAUUUUUUGUUCUUUUGGUUUUGAUCCUGAAGUAAAGUAUUGCCCUCGAGUCUUUUUAAAUUUCAGGGAUUGGGCAUCUCUACAUAUUAGAUACUUAAUUCAAUUUUUUCAAUCAUCUCUACUCUCGUCAGGUCAUAGCAGUCAAAUCAUCAGUUUUACUAGUAUUAUUUGUAAAUUACCUCUAUUCUAUCUCUCUGUCUCUCGUUUAAACCCUUAUCGCCUUAUUUUUUCCAAUUUUCUUUUAUCAAAAUUUAAUUUAUUUUUUAUGAUAUUUUAAUAUAUAUUCGUGUAAUUUGAUGCCAAUUUGUUACAAAAAUAAAUUUCUGUAAUAGGAUAUGUAAAAAAAUAUUUUUUCCUUUAUUAGAGCUUUAGUUUUAUUUUUUACAUAAAAAUAUUAUUUUUAAAAUUCCUUAUUUCUCUUAAUUUUUUUAAAGUUUAAUAGGUACAUUAGCCAAAUUUUAAGAAAUUAAUUUAUUAUUUAAAACUUAUUUACUAGUUUUUUUAAAAUAAUUUUUUCUUUCUUUUUCAAAAACAUUCACUCAACCAUUCAUUAAUUCAUUCAUUUUUUAUUUCUUUCAUCAGGGGUAUUUUUAUUAUCAGGAAAAAUCAGAAUUUUUCCAUUUUAUUAAACUUUAAAAACUUUAAUUUUUCAUUUAUUCAUUUAAAAUUCC